GAUCAACAAAGACGCCUCGUGAUCGCAUACUCGUAAUCCCAGCGAGCGAUAAACCCCCCUCGACUCUGCUUCUUACAAGUACAUCAGAUCAAGACAUCUCGGAUGAGACCAAAACAAUGGACGACCUACGUCCCAUUCUGAUAUCAAAGAUCAUCGAUUACGCGGCAGAAGAUCGUCCAAACUACUCCAAACCACGACUUUCACCUUAUGCCACAAUCAGCAAGAAAUGGCAACAAGUGGUAGAAGCGAAUUCGUUCAGCUGUAUACGAAUUACAAAUGAUGAAAUCACUACUUUUGCGACUUGUUUCGAGAAUGAGCCGAGAAGACGAAUGCUGCGACAAAUUUUUCUGAGAAUCUACUCGACGAGUGAGACGAGGAAAUGUUGGAGUGAAGUUGCGAUUUCUGAAAGAGCAGAGGAGAGUAGGCGUAAUGAUGAGACAUUGACCACAAGUACUCGGGCUUUGUUCCAGAGCUUGGAGGGAUGGAGAGCCGAGGAAAGGGUGGAUUUGUACAUUAUUAUUCAUGCACACGGGGAUCAUGGUAUGUCUCCUCUGCGUACGGAACCGAAAUUCCUUGAGCCAGAGACUUUGGCGAGGGUGGAGUGUGUGAAGAAAUUCGUCUUCAGAAAUCAUGCCAUCACGCCGACACAGACGGUUAUUGGUCUCGCGUCAAGAUUACCAGGGCUGCAACAUAUUGACUGGCUUAUCUUUAGCGAAAGAACAGGAGGCAGAUCCGAUGAUGUAGUGAGAGUGCAGAAUCGAGUUGAUCUAGCAGCACAACUCAUCAUGCUGCAAAAACAUAACCCUUUGCUCAAGAAAUUGGAGUUGUCGUUUACAGCUUCAAAAACACCGCCUGGUCACGAUGAUGUUGUCCCGAGCAUCCUUCUGCCUUUCGAUCAAAGGGAUUAUCUAUCUCAAUCGCUUCGCAACUUAUCACAGGGCAUGCAAGAAGUCAGUCUCGAGAACAUGAUCAUCUCAUCACAGCUAUUCUGGCCGAUGGAGGAUGAAACAACAGAGCUACAUUGGCCGACACUAGAAAGAUACAAAAUCGGCAUAAAUCCCAUGGCUGCAGAGGGAGGUUGGUGGUUAGAUGGCUUGACCAGAUUUCGUGCAAGAGAGAGAGUGAGGAACAACACCCCCAGAAACGAUGAGGGAAAGACGAAGCUUGUCGUCAUCUAUGAUAGAGAGGUUGAGGAGGCUGAGAGAUAUCCUAUUUGGCCAACAGAAGAGCUAGAUGACUUGUUGCUUGUGAUGGUGAAAGCUGUUGCGAAGAUGCCGGUGUUGAAGUCAUUUUCUGCGUUUGUGGAUUUGGAUCACUGGGUCGAGGACCAGAGGUUUGGGGUUUGGUAUCUUCAGACUGGGGAGAGGAUUGGUAGUGUGGAGGCUUUGUUUGACGAUGAAGAUGAUGACAAUGAUGCUGAGAACAAUUUGGGCAAGAAGAGGCUUUACUGGAGUGGGCCGAAGGAAUGGUGUAUGAGUGGUGAAUUGAGUCAGGCGUGGAACAAGAUUUUGGGAGAGGACGGGGUGGUGAGAUAUCACGAGUGGUAGGUUUGUCUGGAUUUUGG
This is a messenger RNA of Aureobasidium subglaciale EXF-2481, 1564 nucleotides long. RefSeq lists its product as uncharacterized. Lineage: Eukaryota; Fungi; Ascomycota; Dothideomycetes; Dothideales; Saccotheciaceae. The coding region runs from base 117 to 1547 and encodes 476 amino acids. The record is from RefSeq and is a predicted model, not a curated record. The transcript has 2 exons.